AUGUCGGAAGGAGGCUCCCCGGCUGCACUUGAUCUUGACGAUCUAUUCAACUAUGACGUGGGUCUAGAUGAGAUAGUUCCGGACAACAGUGCGGCAAACUCCAACACAAAAGCCUCUGGCGCUGGGGACUCUGCACUCGGAUUAGGUCUCGAUGAUGAAGUCAAAGUCACCAAAAAGCGACAGCCCGUCGCCAAGCUAGACGAAGCCCGAUUACUCUCACAACCAGGUAUUCCUAAGCUGCGGCAAUCUGCGAAACGAAAGCUGAGAUUCAAAGGCAAAGGACACGAGUUCUCGGAUGCCACGCGCCUUCUCAAUUUUUACCAACUAUGGCUUGACGAUCUAUAUCCACGUGCGAAAUUCGCAGAUGGCCUCUCAAUGAUUGAGAAAUUAGGACACUCAAAACGGAUUCAAGUCAUGCGGCGAGAAUGGAUAGACGAGGAGAAGCCGGGGGUUUCUCGCGACUCCGGAGUGAGUCGAGAAGAACUCGAGAAUUCCACUGUGCUUCCCACGUCAGCGAAACUCACCGAAGCACCAUCGUCAAACACUGCAGCCCAGCACGGAUCCGCUGAAGACCUUUUCAUGCCCAAUAAUGAGAAUGCGCCCCCCAUAACCAGUCACCCCGAACCCGAGGAAGAUGAUCUAGAUGAUCUACUCCGGGAGGAUGAGCCAAUGACUGAUAUGCCCAGCACAUCCGUCCCCUCGCGGACACCACAUCUUCAUGAUAAUGACUUUGAUGACUUUGAUGCCGAUUAUGAAGCGAUGAAGGAACUUGGAAUGUAG
Messenger RNA from Penicillium brevicompactum, 780 nucleotides. RefSeq names its product Chromosome segregation in meiosis protein 3. Gene Ontology annotation, biological process: DNA replication checkpoint signaling; replication fork processing; DNA damage response. The transcript is spliced from 3 exons. Gene Ontology annotation, molecular function: DNA binding. NCBI's taxonomy places the organism in Eukaryota, Fungi, Ascomycota, Eurotiomycetes, Eurotiales, Aspergillaceae. Gene Ontology annotation, cellular component: nucleus; replication fork protection complex. The record is from RefSeq and is a predicted model, not a curated record. Bases 1 to 780 code for a protein of 259 amino acids.